UAUUGACAAUGUCAAAAACAAGCUAACCUUCACACGUCUGUGAUAACUUACGGUUUUCUCUGCCAAAUUUCCUUUGGCGGAUAUAAAUACGACACAGUCCCUCCUGAUUCCAACAAUUUUUUCUUCACAUCUCGCAGAUUUGAAUCCAUGGAGAAAGAAAAUAAACAGUCAAAGCUGAAGAGCAGGAUCUUGAAGAUACUGCCAAAAGCUGCAGCGGCAGUCACAUUCCAAAACCUUCCCUUCAGCCCUGGCCGGGAUCACAAGUUCAAGAGCCAUGGCGGAAAAGGCUUCUUCUCUGGCCCCAUGAUUCCCGACGAGGCUAGAAGAAAACCCAGGGAUGGCGGCGUCGAAACUCAAGAGCCCACAUCGCCCAAAAUCUCCUGCAUGGGACAGAUCAAGCACAAGAAAAAGCACAUUAAAAAGGGAGGGCCGAAGACCAUGUCGAUGCCCACACGCGCUGCAGAAACCGCGGAUUCCACCACUCCCAGAGACGCCACGGAGGAAAAGAAACGGGCUUCGAAGUUUCAGAGGAUGUUGUUCAACACGGGGAAACCGAAACCUGCGGCGAGGAAAAAAUCUGAUGCGGGCGACGACAGAGCGCCGCCGGUGGGUCACAUGAGGCGAUUUGCAAGUGGGCGUGAGACUUUUUCGAAUUUCGAUUGGAAGGCCCAGAUUGCGCCUGAUGAAAGGGAUUGCUAUUCGGACAACGAUGAUAGAGUGGAGAGCGAUGCAGAGGAUGAGGUGGUAAUCCCUUUCUCUGCUCCUCUGACGGCCGGUGGUGCUCCUAUGCUGAGUGUGCAGCCUCGGAAAGAAAUUAAUCUGUGGAAGAGAAGAACCAUGGAAGCACCUAGGCCUCUUCAGUUGAAUCCUGUGCUUACUGCCAAAUGAUUCUUUGCUUAUUCAGAUUUUUAGGUUUCUUUUUAUUCAUUUCUUUCAUUCUCUAAACAAACACUGUUCUUGGUGUUCAUGAACACGUAUUUUGUUUCCUUCUUCUUCCAUCGUUGUGUAUAGAAAAGAUGGUUAAUCAUAAA
Molecule: messenger RNA, 1031 nt
Organism: Vigna angularis (adzuki bean)
Lineage: Eukaryota; Viridiplantae; Streptophyta; Magnoliopsida; Fabales; Fabaceae
Exons: 1
Coding region: 148-888 (246 amino acids)
Source: RefSeq, a predicted model, not a curated record